AUGAGGGACUUCAGGUCGGACCGCUUUAACAGCAGUAACAGGCCGAGAAGAGACUACGCGGAACAGUCCGAACCUACUGGGGCUCAGGCAGUCCAUGCUAUGUUCCGAGAACCAUUGCAUAAGAUCCUAGAGAAUGUGAAGUGUGAACCCUUCUUUCCGUGGCCGAACAGGAUGGCAGGCGACCCCUCAAAACGCAAUCAGAAUCUGUACUGCGCGUACCACCAGGAGCCAGGUCACACCAUUGAUGAUUGCAGGAAUCUGAAAAACCAUUUGGAUCGGCUUGUCCGAGAAGGGAAGUUGAGGCAUUUGUUGAACCGCCCUGAAGGAUGGCAGGAACAGUCAAAUAUCGAAACCAGACAAAGCACAUUGAGGCCACCUAUUGGCACAAUAAAUGUUAUUCUUGUCGUACCUGGAAGGACCGGUUCCAGCCCUUUCAAAGUAAUGUCAGUGGGCAGGUUCUCGGCUGAGCCAGACGAAAGUGAAUCCAAGAGAGCCAGAGUGAGUGCCACGCCAUUAAUCGGGUUCUCGGAGGAGGACAAGCAAGGAACCUUUCAACCCCACGACGAUGCCCUAGUCGUCACGCUCAGAAUUGGAGGUUAUGACGUGAAAAGGGUGUUAGUUAAUCAAGGCAGUGCCGUGGAGGUAAUGUACCCUGAUUUGUACAAGGGGUUGAACUUGAAGCCAGAAGACUUGUCACCAUACGAUUCCCCUCUGUUAAUGGCAGAAUAG
This is a messenger RNA of Quercus robur (English oak), 729 nucleotides long. RefSeq lists its product as uncharacterized. The transcript has 2 exons. NCBI's taxonomy places the organism in Eukaryota, Viridiplantae, Streptophyta, Magnoliopsida, Fagales, Fagaceae. Bases 1 to 729 code for a protein of 242 amino acids. The record is from RefSeq and is a predicted model, not a curated record.